This is a messenger RNA of Stomoxys calcitrans (stable fly), 1028 nucleotides long. RefSeq names its product transferrin-like. NCBI's taxonomy places the organism in Eukaryota, Metazoa, Arthropoda, Insecta, Diptera, Muscidae. Gene Ontology annotation, biological process: iron ion transport. The transcript is spliced from 3 exons. The record is from RefSeq and is a predicted model, not a curated record. Gene Ontology annotation, cellular component: recycling endosome; plasma membrane; early endosome. Bases 1 to 903 code for a protein of 300 amino acids.
AUGCUUAAAUUUGCGAUAUAUUUACUAUUGGCUGCAUUUGCCUGGGGUGAAGUCGAGAAAACUUUGGUAUUUUCUCGACCUUAUUUGGAUUUCUACCCCCAUCUGGGUCCAUAUCGUUUGUGCACCUACAAAAGUGUGGACUAUGAGAAAUGUGUUUACACUGUUAAUACGGCCAAAUCGAAUUCCGUUGUUUUGCCUAUGGAAUGUGUGCAAAGGGAUUCGCGUGCUAAUUGCAUUCGCUCGGUACGUGAUGGUUCAACAGAUAUGACAGUGUUAACGGGACAUGGUUAUAAGGAGGCAAGAAAUGUGGGUUUACGACCAGUACUUUUUGCCCGUGAAGAUGAUAGCAGUUUGUCCAUAGCUGUGGCACCAAGAAAUAUAACAGUGGUGGAUUUGCAUGACGCGACAAUUUACUACAACCACUCUGUGCAUCGUGAAUUUCAUGCUGCUGUGUUCUUUAACCUUAAACGGGGUCACAGCAUUUGUGGCUUCACCAAUGUCAAUUUGGGUCCCUACAUUCGCAUUGAAGAUUCCGCUACAUAUCAGCCAAAUGAUGAAGAAGUUCUCAUAUGCCCCAAUCGUUUUCCAGGCGAAUUUAGAGAUUAUCCUCAAUGUAAUGUUGAGGCUGGCCUACAGAGGGCAGUGUUUGUAAGAUCGACAAUACCACAGCAUAAAGUGCGUAAAAUGCAAAAUAUGUUUGAGACUAUUUUACAACGUUUUGGACCGGAAACAUCCUUUAAUUUUCUGGAUACAUUUUCGGGAAGGGAUAAUGUGAUCUUUAAGAAAAACACCAUUGGCAUAGAUUUGCAACCCACUUAUCGUAAUGGCGUCAAUGAGAAUGUUUUCAAUUAUCUCCAUUGUAAUGAUGAUGAACAGCCCCACGACCCAAAAAGUCUGUUGUAAAUAGAUUCCAGCCUCAAAUUCAAACAUUUUCCCUUGUUUUUUCGCAAAAAAUGUUUGAGAAAGUAUUUUAUAUGGCUAUAAUAAAGAGAAGUAACGCCUGGGUUCGAAUCCUGGCAAGAACAUCA